AUGGGUCGACGAAAGAUCGAGAUUAAGGCCAUCAAAGAUGAUCGGAAUCGUUCUGUAACGUUCCUCAAGCGCAAGGGAGGUCUCUUCAAGAAAGCACACGAACUAUCGGUGCUCUGUUCCGUUGAUGUUGCCGUUAUCAUCUUUGGUCACAAUAAGAAAUUGUACGAGUUCUCGUCUGGUGACAUCAAUGAAACUCUUGGGCGAUACCAAUAUUAUGGCCAACCGCACGAGCACAAAGGACCAGCUGAUUUUGCUGGAAAGCAAAGCCUGGAUGACGAUGACGAGGAAGACCUGUCGGGUGUUGAAGACAUCAUCCCACCCCAGAACCACAACAUGGUUCCCCCCCCACAGAUACAGAAUCAACCGACCUUCCAACAUAUCAACCAUCAUCCCUCCGCAUCGCCACCAAUACCGAAUGGCGUUUUCCACCCUCGACAUGGAACACCGCAGCCUGUCAUCUCCAGACCCCCUUCGAGGAACAAUCUUCAACGAGUCGGUGGCUCUGGGCUAGUUCCACAGCAGCAGCGUCACCCUGCAACUUCACCCCCUCCUCAAAACGGGUUUUCCGCGUAUAUGCCCAACCCUUCCAUGUACAACGCCCAGAAUAUACCCCAGCAAGCCCCACGGCCCGGUCAAUAUCCCUAUCCCCCCCCUAUGCCUCAACACCAUCAUCACCACGCCCAACAACAUCCCCCUCCCCCCCCUCAAGCACAUCACCCAUCUCUGCCGCCACGACACCACACUCCACAACCUCAUCAUCAAUCCAUGGCCCAACCGCCGCCCUCAUAUCUACAAGAACACCAGAAGAGACAUUCUAUGCCGGGACCAUUCCCUCCCCCCGAACGGCAAGUACAAUCGCAGUCGCGCUCGCCGCCUCAACCACAACCUCUGCAGAAAACGCAGCAUAACCACACUCCACCGCCACCAAAACCUCUUCCAUCUAAAUCCCGCAGCAUUUUCACCCCAAUUGAUGAUCGCGGUUCAGUACUUGCGCAGCAUUUCGGAUUUGGUCCGCACUCAGACUCGCCCAAAACGGACUCUCCAUUAAAACCCGACCCUGAGAACGCCGACACGAAUAGCCAUCCCGCCCCGCCCCAGCCCUCUGCCGCCCCUGUACGGUCCACGACUCUUCCCGCCCAUCCGCAACGUGCCCACUCACUCUCCUCGAUACCUGACGUCGCCCCAAUCUCUCGCUCAAAUAGCCUCCAAGUUGGCGCAAAACGGCCACGUCUAAAGGUCCAAAUCCCCAGUGAGAACUCGGAUGCAGGCAGUGCAACUGCAGAGUCCUCCCCUCGUGAAUCCACAGGAAACACUGCCGCAACCCCCGCUCGUGGUAGUUCUGAUGGCGGACAUACCGGGGUCGUCCUACCACCCCCAUCACCCUCAGCCACCGCUCUCCUCAGUGCGGGCGCGCAGGGGCCUCCAAACCCAUUCGCCCGCCCACCACCGCCAUCUGCAGUCGUAACAUCCUCCUCCCAAAACAACACCUCCUCCACCUUUUCCAGCAACAGCCAUAACAACAACAACAUCGACACCCCUAUCUCCGCCCUCCCCAGCCGCUUCGUAUCCGAUACUCUCCUCCCUUCCCCAUCCAGCUUCUAUCCUGAGUGGGGUUUCGGCCGCUCUGGCCCUGACAGCAACGUGUUACCGAGCCCAUUGACGUUCCCAACGCCAAUUGUGACGAAUGGGCCUGGGUUUUCGAGUGCGAUUAAUUCACAUUCGAAUUCGCAAUCGCAAUCGGGCUCGGGAUUGAAGGAGAAGGAGAAGGAUGGGGUUGGGGUUGGGGCCCUGGAAGAAGGGGGAAUGGAUAGGAAGAGGAAGAGUCCGGAAGGGGGGAUGAGUGCUAGUGGCAUGUCCCAUGCCCAUGGACCUGCAGGCGUUGCCGUAGGGAAGAGGGUGAAGGUUGAGUGA
Histoplasma capsulatum G186AR is the source of this 1911-nucleotide messenger RNA. Its product is annotated as SRF-type transcription factor RlmA. Bases 1 to 1911 code for a protein of 636 amino acids. Lineage: Eukaryota; Fungi; Ascomycota; Eurotiomycetes; Onygenales; Ajellomycetaceae. Gene Ontology annotation, biological process: positive regulation of transcription by RNA polymerase II. The transcript has 3 exons. The record is from RefSeq and is a predicted model, not a curated record. Gene Ontology annotation, molecular function: protein dimerization activity; DNA-binding transcription factor activity, RNA polymerase II-specific; RNA polymerase II cis-regulatory region sequence-specific DNA binding.